GAUCCCAACCCCAUCCCCAUCCCCUGUUUCAGUUAAUUUCAGUUGCAUUCGCGCGUUCCGUUUUUCCACCUCCCGCCUCGCAAAUCAUUGCCCAUCAAUAAACCCUAUAAACACCAAUCCUCAUCAAAACUGCACAAAUCUCGAUUUCAACAAAUCCCAAAACCCCAUAACCAAGAAGGGAUCAAAAUAUAAAGCCCCCCAAAAAACCCACAAAUUUUCGCAUGGCAAUUCGUUUUCUUCCUUUGAUCGUUCUCGUUUCUGCUCUGAUCCCGACAUUAAAUGCCGGACACAACGAAGAGCUCGACCUAAUCGCGAGAACCUGCACUAAAGAGGUCGCCGAAAAUGGCAAGAGGUACGCGAAGAGCUACGAUUUGAUGCGAGAAGACAUGAACAAACACGUGCGAGUAGCCAUGGCUUACAAUCACACCUCCACGGCCAAUCCUCCCCAUAAGAUGUUCAUGCUCGCCGAAUGCCACGAUCAUCUCAGCGCCAAGAAAUGCCAAUCCUGCGUCCAUCGUAUGGGUUCCAAAUUGCGCGAUUGUUCGUCAAGAACAGGGGGUCGCGUUUAUCUCGACGGCUGUUUUCUGCGGGUGGAUAAUUACAGUUUCUUCGAAGAAAUCAUCUCUCCUUCGGAUUUGACGAGAUGCGGCAUUAGCAAAAAUUAUACAUUGGAAUUUGCAAAUGGAGCCAGGAAACUGAUUAAAGAUGUGGCAACUCAUGCACCACUUAACAAAAGUAGAUGGGAUUUUCGUAGCAUGGAAUACAAUGGUUCAUCUGUGCAUGGCAUGGCUAAAUGCUGGCAUACUUUAGACAAGAUCUCUUGUGCUAAAUGUUUGGAGAUAGCAGCAUCAUUGGCUUCCAAGUGUCUGCCGUCAACAGAGGGUCGUGUGCUUAAUGCCGGAUGCUUUCUGCAUUACUCUGAUUACCAACUUCUUGAUGUUAGUUCUGACCCUCCUGCAGAUAGUCCAUUUUCAUACAUCUACUAUGCACUCGGAGCUGUUGUAUUCUGUGCAUUGGCCUUUUCUAUGAUAUUUUUUGGCUGGAGAUUCAGGUUUUCUCACAGUAAAAUGAAUUGGUCAGGUGUGGAGAUGAACCUAUCAAUUUUAAGUAGAGGCUUGGAAUUCAAGUUCUCCACGCUAGAGAAGGCCACUGAGUACUUCAGUGAAACCCAUAAGCUUGGUCAGGGAGGAUAUGGUGAAGUUUUCAGGGGAGUCUUACAAGAUGGUAGAGAGAUUGCAGUAAAACGUUUAUUUGUAACGGGAAGAAGUCGUGGUCCAGAGGUUUACAAUGAACUGGACAUUAUUAGUAGUGCUCAACAUAAGAAUUUGGUUCGUUUUCUCGGCCGCUGCUUCACGGAUGAUGACAGCCUUCUUAUAUAUGAAUUCCUCCCAAACAAAAGCCUUGAUCUCAUCUUGUUUGAUCUGGAGAAGAAGAAAGAACUAGAUUGGAAGAAAAGGCUUGGAAUAAUACUUGGAACAGCUGAAGGUUUAGACUACCUUCACAAAGAAUGCCGAGUGAGGAUUAUUCACAGAGACAUAAAAGCAAGUAACAUCUUACUAGACUUGAGAUACAAGCCGAAAAUUUCAGAUUUCGGCUUAGCAAGGUUUCAUAUGCACGGCAAAACCGUUGUCAGCACCUCUGUUGCAGGCACACUAGGGUACAUGGCUCCUGAAUAUCUUGCCCAAGGACGAUUGACUGAAAAGGUAGAUGUCUACGCCUUUGGAGUUUUGAUACUCGAAAUUGUGAGUGGCGUGCCGAAUAAUGAUUUUGAGGAUGAGGAAUCCUUUGACACUCUCGUUACAACUACAUGGAAACACUUUCAGCUGAAGACAAUUUCAGAAAUUAUAGAUAAAAGCAUGAUGGAGAAUAGUGAAGACAUUGAAGAGAUCAAGAGAGUAGUUCAGGUGGGUCUAUUGUGUACUCAAGAGUCGCUGACUCUGCGUCCAAGCAUGUCGAUGGUAGUAGAAAUUCUUAAACAGAAGGAUAUGGAAUUGCCUGUUCCAUCUAAACCUCCUUUCACUGAUGUAACCAAGGCAGCCUCAAACUCUUCUUCUUCAUGUAUAUUGCACCACACUAAUGAUAGCCAUUUAUGAUUUUUCCCUU
Molecule: messenger RNA, 2103 nt
Organism: Malania oleifera
Lineage: Eukaryota; Viridiplantae; Streptophyta; Magnoliopsida; Santalales; Ximeniaceae
Product: cysteine-rich receptor-like protein kinase 46
Exons: 8
Coding region: 222-2093 (623 amino acids)
Biological process (GO): protein phosphorylation
Molecular function (GO): protein kinase activity; ATP binding
Source: RefSeq, a predicted model, not a curated record